AUGGCCACCGAUGGGCUUUACGAAAAACGUCCCGAGACGCGUUCUGCUGCGAUAAAGUCACUUCAAAAAGCCUUUCGAGUGCACUACCUCAUGGUAGACGAUUGCUGGAACUACUACGACACACUCAUAUCGGGCCUUGAGAGCUGUAUGAAGCGGGGAAAACCCACGGAACAGGCACUUUCGGCCGAAUGCCUCUCCGUUUUCGCCGCGCAACUCUCGCCCUUUGAGAUUCGCGGCCUAGUAUCUCGUUUCCAACCACUAAUGGAGACUCGAAUUUCCGACCCGGUGGAAAAUUGUGCUUUUAGAGGAGCCUGUGCGUUGUCACUGGCUUGGCUAAUGUUCCUCGGCAACAUCGACGACUAUGUCAGUAUGAAGGCACUAAUGAAGUCUCUUGAGAGCGUUUUCAAAAUGUCCUGUCUAAAAGGCGACGGAAAACCACCAGUACAUUCGCCUGCAGUGUUGGCUAUGCAUUGUGAUUGCAUUCAGGCUUGGUGUCUCCUAUUUUCAGCCCUUCCUACCUUCGAAGCGGAUACUGUUGGUCAAGCCAUUCUAGUGACCCUCGUUAGUCUUCUCGAGUCGAACAGCGUUGAUGUGCGCCUAGCUGCAGGCAAUGCAGCCGGUCUAAUUUUUGAGCGUAUCCGCUACGAGGUCAAUGAAAAGUUUAAAGGCCCAUACUUCACCAACCUGAUAGAACUCCUAGAUCAACUUGCGAACGAAUCCAACAAGUCGAAGUCCAAAAACGACCUCAAAAAGCAACGGCAAACAUUCAGGGACCUAGCAGCAUUCCUCAAAACGCACGAAGUCCCCUUUGAACAGGUGAUCAAGAUCCAGUCGGAGCGUCUACAGAUCGAGUCAUUUUGCCAAUCCUUUCACUACGAUUCGUUAUGCCGGUUAUUGUCGGUAGGUAUGAAUACACAUUUGCAGGAAAACGAGUUGACGCGGACGAUUCUGGGCAUGGGACCACCGCCACCCAAAGUAGUCGCCAAUCAAGCCAGACGAACUCAAGACAAAGCAGCACGGCAUUACGCCAACCAGUUUGCCUUCAAAAUGCGCACACAGCACCUCAACGUCUCGCGUGAUAAGAGGAAUGUUGUCGCCGGAGAUGAGAGCAAUUAG
This is a messenger RNA of Mesocestoides corti, 1116 nucleotides long. Lineage: Eukaryota; Metazoa; Platyhelminthes; Cestoda; Cyclophyllidea; Mesocestoididae. The record is from the annotation of a GenBank genome assembly.